Molecule: messenger RNA, 638 nt
Organism: Colletotrichum navitas
Lineage: Eukaryota; Fungi; Ascomycota; Sordariomycetes; Glomerellales; Glomerellaceae
Exons: 2
Coding region: 214-504 (96 amino acids)
Source: RefSeq, a predicted model, not a curated record
GCGAAGCUUAAAAAAGUAGGUGAGGUGAGGUAGAAUUGGGGUCCCCCGAGAGGAUGCAGUCGAUUGGGUUUUGACGAAGACCAGGUUGCCGUUUGAUCAAGUCCGGUAGGUGAGGCGAGGUUCAAGGAUUCUCCUUCCUAAGCAAGUCUGCUCUUUUCCCAUGACUUGUCCACAGGGCAAGUCCUGUGGACAAGUCCCGCGGACCCCCACUUCAUGGUCUCCUCGGUUUUCUCCUUCCCUUUGCUUUUUUCUUCCGUGUGGAUGGGGCCGCCGCGUCCUGUCAGAGGGCGUUGUAUCAACUGGAGUACCAUCGGCCCUAUCAGCGGGGUGGUGGUCCCAUCUAGAGUUCCUCACCGCCCUGUUCCCGAAGAUGUGUGCGUAGAGUUUUAUUCAAGCAAUUGCCGAGACAUGGGAUGGGAGCUCGGGUUUCUGCCAAGUCCAAGGCAGUGGGCAACAGCGCAAUCCCAUGCUAAUCGUCUCUUUGAGUUCAACCAAAAGGUCUAACAUGAAGUUGUACAAACCCAGGAGAGUUGAGAGGUACAAGACACACACACACACACACACGCAUGAAUACAACAACGUCUGCCUGCGUCUUGCAUGUGUGCUCCUACUGACCUUCUCGGAACCGCAGGGACCGC